This is a messenger RNA of Daucus carota subsp. sativus, 1820 nucleotides long. Its product is annotated as pentatricopeptide repeat-containing protein At4g21065. NCBI's taxonomy places the organism in Eukaryota, Viridiplantae, Streptophyta, Magnoliopsida, Apiales, Apiaceae. Gene Ontology annotation, biological process: RNA modification. The transcript has a single exon. Gene Ontology annotation, cellular component: intracellular membrane-bounded organelle. Gene Ontology annotation, molecular function: protein binding; RNA binding. The record is from RefSeq and is a predicted model, not a curated record. The coding region runs from base 267 to 1739 and encodes 490 amino acids.
UUCUUCAUGUUCACUGGACUAAGAAAAUACUUGCAAAUUUUUCUUGGUGUGUCCGAGAACUUUUCAAAGUCAGGGAUUUUGCAAGGGAGAAAAUUCUAUAUUGCCUCAACUACAAUGGGACUCCUCACAAAGUGCUGCAUUUCUCUGUUUGAUCUUCAAUGUCAGUUUAAAACUCUUCUCUUCACCUACCCUCGCAAACCUCAUGGUAUGUGGUUCAACUGAAGCUGUUAUUCCAGGUGGCCUAAUACGAGAAUCUAACUUACUUCAUGGCUCUCCUGAGUUCUGCAUUCAAAACCAAAAUUUCCCUCGUUUUAUUACCAAUCUCUAAACAUUCUUGCUUCUUUUGUUCCAAACUGCCUUCUAACAGCUUAGUAAAGGAGCAAACUUUACUCUCAACAUUCAAGAAAUGUGUCACAUUAAAAGAUGUAGAACAAGUACAUGCACAAAUCAUUCAAUCUGGCCUUGACCAAAAUCUCUAUCUUAUGGGCAAGAUCAUUGUGUUUUGCGCAGUCUCUGACCGCGGUUCAAUGGACUAUGCAACCUCUGUCUUCAAGAAUCUUGAGAGCCCAGAUGGGUUUACUUGGAAUUCAAUGAUCAGAGGGUUUGUUAGGACAAUGCAAGUUGAGAAUAUUAUUGGGUAUUUCAAGAAAAUGCAAGAAACUGGGGAAAAGGCUGAUAAUUUCACUUUCUCUUUUUUGCUUAAAGUUAGUGGGCAAUUGGGGUCUGUUUUGUUGGGGGAACAGAUACAUUGCAGUGUUGUGAAACAUGGGUUGGAGGGUCAUGUGUUUGUGAGGAACACUUUGAUUCAUAUGUAUGGGAUGUUGAAGGAUAUCGACACUGCGCAGCAGCUGUUUGAUGAAAGGCCCGGUGGGAAUGUGGUGACUUGGAAUGUUAUCAUUGAUUGUCAUGUUAAUUGUGGUAAUUACAAGAGGGCGCACGAGUGUUUUUCCAGGAUGAGGAGGUGUGGUGUGGAGUUUGAUGAUGUUACAUUGGUUGCGGUUCUGACAGCAUGUUCUGUGUUGGGGAAUUUGGAUUUUGGGAGGUGGAUUCAUCGCCUUGCUGAUAAAGCUGGCCUGGGGAGCAAUGUUAUGGUUCUGAAUUCACUGAUUGAUAUGUAUGCAAAAUGUGGACAAGUUGAGGAAGCGUACAAGAUUUUUAGUGAGAGUAGCGAGAGGAAUUUAGUGACGUGGAAUUCAAUGAUAUUAGGAUUGGCAACGCAUGGCCAAGCCAGUGAAGCGUUGAAACUGUUCUCUACUUUGUUAGCUGAAAAGUUGCAGGUUCCUAAUGAUGUUAGUUUCCUGGGAGUUUUAUGUGCAUGUAGCCAUGGAGGAAUGGUAGAAAAAGGGAAAAAGUAUUUUGAUUUGAUGACAAGAGAGUAUGGAAUUAAAGCUAACAUACAACACUAUGGAUGUGUGGUUGAUAUGCUGGGUCGGGCUGGUUUUGUUAAUGAGGCUUACCAUUUUAUUAAAAGCAUGCCAUUGAAAUGCAAUGCUAUUGUGUGGAGGACUCUGUUGGCUGCUUGUCGAGUUCAUGGGAACAUUGAACUAGGAGAAGUAGUGAGAAGGCAUUUGUUGGAAUUGGAGCCAGAUCAUAGCAGCGAUUAUGUGCUUCUUGCAAACAUGUAUGCAGGUUCAGGGAAGUGGAGAGAUGUGAUGAAUGAGAGACAUUCGAUGUGGACUAGGGGAGUCCAGAAACCAAUGCCUGGCAACAGCAUCAUUGACAUGCAACCUAUUCAUUGAAAUUUGCAGCAGGUUUCUCUAUAAAGAAAAUAUUGUUUUUUUUCAAACAUAAUUCAAAUCUGAAAUCAGAAAACUGUGCAA